This is a messenger RNA of Bolinopsis microptera, 1678 nucleotides long. RefSeq names its product sialin-like. Lineage: Eukaryota; Metazoa; Ctenophora; Tentaculata; Lobata; Bolinopsidae. Gene Ontology annotation, biological process: transmembrane transport; monoatomic anion transport. Gene Ontology annotation, molecular function: transmembrane transporter activity. The record is from RefSeq and is a predicted model, not a curated record. The transcript is spliced from 6 exons. Gene Ontology annotation, cellular component: membrane. The coding region runs from base 84 to 1466 and encodes 460 amino acids.
AGAGACUCGACUCGUCAGUUUUUCCAUUUUGUUUGAGGUAUUCUGUUUGUUGGUAAAUGUUCCAUCUCGCACUCAGACUGUAGAUGUGGGACUGGUUCAGGACAAGAAGACGCUACAUUGCGUACCUCUGUCUGCUUUGCAAUGCUUACACUGAAAUGUGUGCCAGGUUUGGAGUAUCUAUCUCUAUGAUAGGGGGCAUGGUGAAGAAGGAUUGUGACGACCCUGAUGAUGUUGGCCAGUUCUGCUGGUCCCAAAGUACCCAGGCAAUGGUGAUAGGUGCAUAUUUCUAUGGUUACGUUGCACAGUGCUUCACUACAUUUGUUGCAAAAUAUUUCACUGGAUUCACAAGAACAUACAGAUUCUGGUUGAUAUUAUCUGGAGCUAUUCAGUUUUGCUACCCAACAUUUGCCGCUCUGUCUCCGACAAUUGUUAUUUUUACUCAGGCAAUAAGAGGUGUGGUGGCUGGUAUCAUGAUGUCCUUCAGUUUUCACUAUAUCUCUAAAUUUGGUAUAGGGAAAGAGAGUAAGAUUUUCAUCUCUCUAGUUGGGGCAACAAACUACAUUGGGAGUGGGACUGGUGGAGUGCUUGCUGGCUUUAUUACAGACAUCUUUGGGUGGCAGUACUAUUUUUAUUACAGUGGCAUUUGCUACGCUAUUGGUUUGGUUUUAACACUUCUAUUUGUUCAAGAAUCUCCCGAAAAAUGCUGGUUUAUGACACUAGAGGAAAAGGAUAUGAUCAUGAAAGAAAACAAACCCAGUUUAAAAUCAGAGAGCCAUGAACCUUCAAGUCCUACAAAUAAAUUGUCCUUUUGCCGAUUGUACUUGAUAGCAUUUUCCAUAUAUCUUCUUGCUUACAAUAUAGUUAUCUAUGGCAUUCUUAGUGUAAUGCCAUUCUAUCUUAAUGAAAUCACUGGAGCAGAUCCACAACUCAUAUCAUAUCUCAAUAUCAGCCUCACUUUGCUCAUAGCAUUAUGUACAAUAGCAUUCUCAUAUGUGGUUCAAAUACUGGACACUUUGUGCUCAUGGUUAGUGUGCAGAAUGAUGUGUACACUAAUUCCCAUGCUUUCAUACAUCAUUUUCUUUAUUGCUCUCUCAUACCACCUGUCAUUCAUAGGUGCGACCAUAAUUCUAAUUUCAACAUCAAUCAUGGCUUCAACACUAUUUGGUGGAUCUGUUUUCAUGAUCAACUACGAAAUGGACCCCAAAAAUUCGGCAGUAAGAAUGUCAAUUUUCAAUAGUGUUGGCCAGGCAGCAGGAUUUAUCUGCCCUCUACUGAUGGCAGCUAUUACAACCACUGAUAGGGACCAUCCAAACUAUGCCUCCGUUUACAGACAAAAAUGGUCAUAUUUCUUCUAUACUGUGGCAGGAUUUGCAGCAGCAGGAUGCUUAGUGAUAAUGCUGGCUUAUAUCCUUAGUCCUGAUGAAUGGGUGAACAAAGACAGGAAAAUAUGCAAAGAGACAGUGUGACAGUUAUUAGUGAAAUUGAAAGCAUAAAAUUAAAAUGUUUGCUCAACUUAAAUUUUGUGUUCAACUGUUUAAAACUGAGGGGCCAAUUAUCAUAUUAGGUUUUUUAUUAUGUUACUAAUAAUUCGAAAGUUCGUGCAAAGAUUUUGGAGCAACAUGUUGAUUGGCUAUGUUGUUAUUAUUACGUUGUAUUAAGUGUUUUGCAUUUAAAUUUU